Molecule: messenger RNA, 1104 nt
Organism: Papaver somniferum (opium poppy)
Lineage: Eukaryota; Viridiplantae; Streptophyta; Magnoliopsida; Ranunculales; Papaveraceae
Exons: 2
Coding region: 1-1104 (367 amino acids)
Molecular function (GO): nucleic acid binding
Source: RefSeq, a predicted model, not a curated record
AUGGAUUCCAGGGACAGGGUAGAAGAGUUACCAGUUAUUUCAAGAAGUGAAGAUAAAAUGAUUUGGUCUGGUACAAUGUCAGGCACAUUCAAAGUCAGCUCUGUUGCUGAAUUAAUAAGGACUCACUAUAAAAAAGUUGUGUGGGUGAAUCAAGUAUGGCAUCCGGUGUUGCACCCUACAACAGCUAAUAAUGUCUGGAAGCUGGUGAGGGGCAUUUGUGCUACAUAUGAGAAAAUACAAGGAAAGGGCUUCAGUCUAGCAUCAAAGUGUUAUCUAUAUGGUAAGCAAACUGAAAACCUUGAACACAUUUUGUGGUUUUUCAAUUUUAGUCAGCUGAUUUGUAAAUGGCUUGGGGGGAUAUUUCUAUUUUGUAAUCCUGAAUCUUAUGAAGAUGUGAUGAAAUUUACAAAGCACAAAAAUAGUGUUGGGAAAGAAGUAUGGAUAUUGGCUGCAUCUAUCACAAUGAUGGAAAUCUGGUUCUUAAGGAAUAUAAUUAUUUUUGAUGAAGAAAAAGUGGAUAUUGUCAGUUUAAAACAGAGAAUAAAACAGUUAACAAAAGACUGUUCAAUAAGAAUGACAGGGUACAUGUGGGACUGUAACUAUGAUUAUCAGGUACUCAGGAAUUUUGAUUUUGGAAGAAGACCUACAAAAAUUCAAAGAAUUAUAGAGGUGAAAUUUAAACUUCCUGAGGAAAACCAAGUGUUGAUAUGCUGUGAUGGUGCUUCCAGAAGCAAUCCUGGUUUAGCAGGUUAUGGUUUUGUUUGCAGAAGUAGUAGUUGUGAAUUUAUAUAUGCUGGAUCAACAGGUAUAGGAAUUGCUACUAAAUUCUUAGAUGAGAUCAUGGCAGUUAUAGGUUCUGCAUAUUGGGCUGUGCAGAAUGGAAAACUGAACAUCAUUAUUUACUCAGACUCAUAUGCUGCUGUUCAAGCUUACAGGAAAGGCAAGUUACCAUGGUUUUUUCAGGUGAGAUGGGAAGGAAUAAGAAGCUCAUUAAAUAAUGUACAGGUGGAUCACAAUGUUAGAGAAAUAAAUUUUACAACUGAUUCAUUUUCUAAAAAGAGGAGCAGGCCUGGAGAGGGGUGUAUGCCAGAGGUAUCAGCAUAA